CGGAGCUCCAUCAACGGGUUGGCAGUCGAGCCCAGGAGCCGUGCAGCGUCGCGCCGACAGCGCGGAGGCCGGGCGGCCGCCGGAAGCGGGGAGCUGUCGGAGCUGAGCGAGCUGACGGAGCUGACGGAGCUGUCGGAGCUGAGGGAGCUGUCGGGGCUGACGAAGCCUUCGGAGCUGACAAGAGCUGUCGAAGCUGUCGGAGCUGUCGGAGCUAUUGGAACUGUCGGAACUGAUAAGAGUAAUCGAAGCUGUCGUAGCUGUCGGGGCUGAGGAAGCUGUUGGAGCUGACGAAACCUUCGGAGCUGACAAGAGCUGUCGAAGCUGUCGUAGAAUACGAUCGCUUGCAGUCUUCGGAUCGGUGAGGGCUGACGAAGCUGUCGGUGCCGAUGGGUCAACGACGAUGGGCCGACCUCCUGUCGCCGUGCUCUGGACCCUGGCCGUGCUGCUGAGCUCGGUGACGGCCGGCGCCAGCAGUGGCAUCGGGUUGAGUGCGGCGCGCCCGCUGGAUCUGGACGACCCGGACAACAUAUUUUCCACCAAGAAACAGAAAAAAAUGUGCGAGCGAAUGCCUGGCAUGAAGCGGGUGCUGCUGGAGGCGGUGCGGCUGAGCGUUGCCUCGUGCGCGGAGCUGAUGGCCGACCAGCGCUGGAACUGCUCACUCGGCCCCGGCCGGCUCCGCCUGCUGCGCAAAGCCUUCAAAGAGACGGCGUUCCUAUACGCCAUCACAUCAGCGGCAAUCGCGCACACAACAGCGCGCGCAUGCGCAGCCGGCCAGCUGACGGCCUGCACGUGCGACCUGGCGCCGCCCGCGGCGCACCAGCCGGCCGCCGAGAGAUGGCGCUGGGGUGGUUGCGGCCACAACGUUCGCUUUGCCAGCCGGUUCUCCCGUCGUCUGCUGCGCCGACGGAGCUCGAAAGAGGAGGCUCGAUCACGUCGGCUGGUGCACAGGCACAACUGGAAGGUCGGCAUCAAGACGCUGAUGAGCCGCAUGACGACGCGCUGCAAGUGCCACGGCGUCUCGGGCUCGUGCCAGCUGCAGACCUGCUGGAAGCAGGUCGGCCCCUUCGCGCACACCGGCACCGCCAUUAAGCGCAAAUACGAGGCGGCGGUGCGCCGGGCGCCGGAAGGGCGGCCGGAAAGGCGGCUCGCCGGCGACGUCAACGUCCAAACCAACACCAUUAUCAGCCGGCGGCGGCGGCGAGGGCGCGGGCGGCGGCGCGGGCGGGGGCGGCAGCGGCCGGCCGCCGUCGGGCCACGCCGCCAGCUCGUGUUCAGUGACAGCUCACCCAGCUUCUGCGAGCGGGACGUGUACGGGCCGGGGACGGCGGGCCGCCAGUGUCAGCUGGGCAGUCACUGCGCCGUGCUCUGCUGCGGCCGGGGCUACAACACCCAGAUGCGCUCGCUCGUCAGCUCGUGCAACUGCCACGUGCUCUGGCAGCAGCGCACCUUCAAGGUCGACUGCCAACAGUGCACCAACGUGACGGAGGUGUACACGUGUAAAUAGCCGAGCUAGGCGGGCUGUGGCCGAGGUGGCAAACAGCGCUGGCUGGGCGGACGCGAGCAAGCCGUCGCUAUCGCCGCCACCGCGUGCCAACCGAGAACGCCCACGGCCGCGCGCGCAGGCGUCGCGCACUUGCUUUGAGGUCUGGCUGGCGGACCGACAGCCCGCAGGCACAUUGGUGCCGGCCGGGACGCGGCCGUGGGUGGGACCGGGUUUCAGAGAAGAGGCUGCCAAAUUGCCGCUUUGGUCGUGUCGCACGGAAGGCUGUUGCUGAACUAGCCGUAUGUCGUGAUUUCCAAGUAGUGUGUGGAUAUAUGAGUUCGUAGUGGCCGGGGCUCCAAAGAAGUCUUUGAACUUGGAAACGAGUCCACCUUUCAUGAUGGCUUUGAUGGAGCAUGAUGCGCGGUAUUUUCUGUAACAGCAUUUGAGGCGGUCUCUCGGUCAUGCCAUAUUGCAUUUGUUAGAUAUGAUUAAAUUAUCAUGGUGCUCGUGUUUGCACAGCAAAAGACAAAAGGUUUGACCGCACCUUUGGUUGAAUUUUGGAGACCAGCAUGUGAUUCUGUAAUUUGGAAUGGCUGCAGGCAUGUAAUAUUCCUUUCAUCGCGGGCCAAAUUGCUGUAUCUGCACUUGUUGUCAAAGUUAUGUGAUCUUUAUCUGUGAUGCUAAUCUAAGCCUUUUACAGCGAAUGUAUGCUAUGUCUGUAUAUGCAAAUUUGUAAUAAAGUACACAUACCGUU
This is a messenger RNA of Pollicipes pollicipes, 2237 nucleotides long. Its product is annotated as protein Wnt-9a. The coding region runs from base 401 to 1504 and encodes 367 amino acids. The transcript has 5 exons. NCBI's taxonomy places the organism in Eukaryota, Metazoa, Arthropoda, Thecostraca, Pollicipedomorpha, Pollicipedidae. Gene Ontology annotation, biological process: canonical Wnt signaling pathway; multicellular organism development; neuron differentiation. Gene Ontology annotation, cellular component: extracellular region. Gene Ontology annotation, molecular function: cytokine activity; frizzled binding. The record is from RefSeq and is a predicted model, not a curated record.